Messenger RNA from Gadus macrocephalus (Pacific cod), 5130 nucleotides. RefSeq names its product diacylglycerol kinase beta (gene dgkg). The record is from RefSeq and is a predicted model, not a curated record. Lineage: Eukaryota; Metazoa; Chordata; Actinopteri; Gadiformes; Gadidae. The transcript is spliced from 20 exons. Gene Ontology annotation, molecular function: ATP-dependent diacylglycerol kinase activity; calcium ion binding. Gene Ontology annotation, biological process: lipid phosphorylation; intracellular signal transduction; diacylglycerol metabolic process. Bases 1270 to 3171 code for a protein of 633 amino acids. Gene Ontology annotation, cellular component: plasma membrane.
AGAAGCGUCUGUCGCUCCGCAGCAGCCCCUCGCCCCAGAAGGGCUCCCCGAUGCUGGCCUCCCCCAGGUGGUCUUCCUGAAGGACAUCGUCUGCUACCUCUCCCUGCUGGAGAACGGGACCCCCGAGGACAAGCUGGAGUGUGAGUGACAUCUCUGCCACAUCAAGGCGGAGGAGAGGAUUCAGGGUCCACCACAGCUCUGGUGUUCAGCAUAAGAUAAGAUAGAGCUGAUUAAAGCCAUGGACAAUAGGAUCUUAUAAUCUAAAAUAAAAAUGAGUUUCACAGAGGGAUGUAUCGUUUGCACACCAAUCAAUUAUACCGUCAGGAAAAUGUCGAAAAAGUGUGUUCAAAUGUAUCUCAAAGCUAAUUGACUCAGUCUUGGAAAGACUGAGUUGGAGUCGGAGAGUACUGGAGUGUUGUCUGAAAUGCUCCUCCCUUCAUUGUUGAUUUGUGUAGUUUGUACUUCUCUAAAUUCUGCUGCGCCACGCUUGGCCACGCAAGCCACGUAUUGUGAUUGGUCACCUGCUUGGUUACGAAGCGAAGAGGGAAAACAGUCUGCAUGGAACAUCUGAGGCUAAUGCACGCCUUGAUAACCCGUAAUAACACAACAAGAGGUCAUCAAGGUUUUCGUUGAUCCAUAACAUUAACUAUGCAUCUACUUAACCACAACAGCCAGUAUUGGUUGAAACGUAACUGCACAUCCAUACCGUAACUAAAAAAGAUGGACCUUACUUUUAUCUGAUGGCAUCAGUCAUGCGUUCAAUCUCCUAUAGUGUCUUCCCGCUCUGCACUCAAUGCACUUUACCAUCCCACAAUUUGCAAUCUGUCACCUGUGCCCCUUCUGUCUGAGACUGCCUCUUCCAGUGGGCUCCGUUCCCCUGCCUUGGGGUUGAUGGAAGCCAAUGAAUCUCAUUACGGCUGCGGGCCUGCGAAGGCCUUUGGGAUGGCCACAGUGAAUAGGUGCCAUAUAAAUAACCCUGACCUAGCUCGACUCAACUUAGCAUCUGAGCUCAGAGUGACAGCGAUGGGCCUCGGUGCUGCCAGCUACUCCUCCUGAUCAGAUCGGCGGGGGACCGGCCGGGGGCAGGGGACAGGGGGCAGGGGACAGGGGGCAGGGUCACUGGGUGAGCGCUCAGCCCCGUGCCGGCGCGGGCCCACCGCCGACCUCUUUAGCCCCUGAAGACGUGACGGCGCACACAGAACCGGACUAAUCCUCCUGACUUAGGGCUGCCCUGUCGACCGCAGGCUCACCCUGCGCCUCCCUUGAGUCAUGUUCCGGCUCUAUGACACCGACGGCAAUGGCUUGCUGGACAGUUCGGAGCUGGAUCGCAUCAUCAACCAGAUGGUCCAUGUCGCAGAGUACCUCGAGUGGGACUCGACAGAACUGCGACCGAUCCUGAAGGAGAUGAUGGAGGAGAUCGACUACGACCACGACGGCACCGUCACGCUGGAGGAGUGGAUCAGAGGCGGCCUCACCACCAUCCCUUUACUGGUCCUGCUCGGCAUGGAGACGAAUGUCCAAGAGGACGGGCAGCACGUGUGGAGACUGAAGCACUUCAACAAACCGGCCUACUGUAACUACUGCCAUACCAUGCUGCUGGGGGUGCGCAAACAGGGCCUCUGCUGCACCUUAUGCAAGUACACUGUUCACGAGCGCUGUGUGUCCAAAGAUAUCGCCGCCUGCAUCAGCACAUACGCCAAGUCCCGCAGACACACCAAUGCUAUGCAGCACGUGUGGAUGGAAGGCAACUCUCCCACCAAGUGCGAUCGCUGUCACAGAAGCAUCAAGUGUUACCAGGGCUUAACGGGGCUGCACUGCGUGUGGUGUCAGAUCACUCUCCAUAAUAAGUGCGCAUCCAAUGUGAAGACAGAGUGCGAUGGAGGGGCCGUGAGGGACCACACUCUGCUGCCCUCGUACAUCUGCCCCGUCGUCUUGGACCGCCAUUCCGCGGUGAAGCGUGGUGAGGGCGAUUCCCCGCCCAGCACCAGCCCCGACGACGCCAACCACACCUUCAAAUUCAACCCCGGGGACGGCCAGGCUCUCCAGAUCAGCCCUCUCCCAGGCACCCACCCUCUCCUCGUACUGGUCAACCCCAAGAGCGGAGGCAGGCAGGGCGAGCGGGUGCUUAGGAAACUCCGGUACCUUCUGAACCCCAGACAGGUGUAUAGUCUGGACCGAGAGGGGCCUACUGUGGGGCUCAACUUCUUCCAUGACGUCCCUGACUUCAGGGUGCUGGCCUGUGGAGGGGAUGGCACUGUGGGCUGGAUCUUGGACUGCAUAGACAAGGCCAACUUUGCCAGGUAUCCCCCGGUGGCCAUUCUGCCCCUGGGCACGGGGAACGACCUUGCCCGAUGCCUCCGCUGGGGAGGAGGCUACGAGGGGGGCAGCAUGCUGAAGCCCCUGCGGGACAUCGAGCACAGCAUCGAGUUGAUGCUGGACCGCUGGAACAUCGACAUCAUCGCCGAAGACAAGGAGGAGAAGGGCGACCCAGUCCCCUACAGCAUCGUCAACAACUACUUCUCCAUAGGAGUGGAUGCCUCCAUCGCCCACCGCUUUCACCUGAUGCGGGAAAAGCACCCAGAGAAGUUCAACAGCAGGAUGAAAAACAAGCUGUGGUACUUUGAGUUUGGCACCACGGAGACCAUCUCAGCCACCUGUAAGAAGCUUAAUGAAUGCAUCGAAGUGGAGUGCGAUGGGAUCAUCUUGGAUCUCAGCAACACGUCCCUGGAGGGCAUCGCUGUGCUCAACAUUCCCAGCAUGCACGGCGGCUCUAACCUGUGGGGCGAGACCAAGAAGAGGCGGAACUACAACCGCAUGAGCAAGAAGGUUCCGGACCGAGCGCAUAGCAGCACCGUCACCGAUGUGAAGGAGCUCAAGUUCUGUGUGCAGGACCUGAGCGACCAGCUGCUGGAGGUGGUGGGUCUGGAGGGGGCCAUCGAGAUGGGACAGAUCUACACAGGGCUGAAGAGUGCCGGGCGAAGGCUGGCUCAGUGUGCCAGCGUCAUCAUCAGGACGUCCCGGCUGCUGCCCAUGCAGAUUGACGGAGAGCCCUGGAUGCAGCCCCCCUGCACGGUCAGGAUAACGCACAAGAACCAGGUGCCCAUGUUACUGGGACCGCCUCAGAAGACGCCCUUCUUCUUCUUCAAGAAACGCAACAGGAGCCGCGACUAGGAGCCAAACACUCUCCACACACACACACACACACAAACAUACACCAAUACACACACACACACACACACACAAAGCUCCCCCCCCCCCCGCAGCUCUGACAGACGACGGUUAUACUGUUCUCGGAUUGGAAUACCGAACUGGGUCGCCAGUUUUGUCAAACGGAUUCCAUUCCGACUGGAAAGGUUUCCCAGUGUCUAUGUCCCCGGCGUACAUUUCAUUCCCAAAAGAAAAGAAAAUGAAAGCGCUCACGCAGGUAUACUGACUUAUUAGCCUACUAUGUAACAGUCGUUUUUCUAGUCCUCCCUCUCCGGAGGCGAUGACCCUACCAGGGACCAAGUCCAAACGCUCCGUCCCCCCUAGCAACAAGGCCAACAUUUGGCUACAAGCUCCACCCCUCUGAGUGGAAGGCCACAGCAUUCAGCCAUGGGCAAGUACUAACACCGGCCUCCUUCUAUCAUUGCACCUCCGACUGAACCAGGAUGGCUCGCUAGCCGACGGCUAGCGAGAGAGACAUUGGGACAGGGGUGUAUGUCGAAUGGUUUCAAGAUGGAGAACAUACCAGGUGGAGGAGAGCGACACUUGCAACGAAAAGGAAAAGGAGAGACGGAGCCCUGAGAAUGGUGGUGAUGGUGCUUUGGUGGUGGUGGUGGUGAUGGGGGGCAAUGGUGGGAGAAGGACAGAGAGAGAGAGAGAGAGAGAGAGAGAAAGAGAGAGGGUGAGAGGGUUAGGGUUAGCAAACUUGGCCUUUUUUAAGAGGCCGGCGUGAAAGUAGAGUAAGAUCCACUCUUUUUCGCGCAGCACCUUGAUGAAUAAUGGAGCGCUUAGUGCUUGUAAGAGCGCUCACCCCAGCGCUCGGCGGGACCAGCGGUGCACUACGCGCCGAGGAAAGAGAGCAGAAAAGCCUCAUCCAUUAUUGACCGCUGAAACGCGUUCAUGGGCAGAUGGCGACAGAGCAUAACGGCGGCCUGUGAGGACGAAAACCACGCCAGGGUUUUAAGGGUUCUUGCAUCAGUGGCACACAAACACGGAUCUCCUCUGCUGUGUUUACACACUCAGGAGAAGAUCUGGUGUGUGACCCGAGGCAACACAAACCUGUCUCGCACUCUCUCUCUCUCUCUCUCUCUCUCUCUCUCCAGCUGCUCGGCAGGUUAUCCUAGAUCAGCCCUAAUCCGAUUGGAGGCAGGCUUUCACUAGGCGGGAUCGUAGCCCUACGGGAUUGUGACGUUGUUCCUCGCGAUACGUAUCAAGAUACACACCUGACCGUUCGAAUCAGAGGUCACCGUCCAGAGGAAGCCGUCCGAUGUCCAUCACCCGCCCACCUCCUGCCACCGACCCUUCCACCGCCACAGCGAUAAACGACACUUUAAGCGUGGCAAGCAACGGAAAUAAAUGCCCUCCUGGGUGUACCAGCUGCAACGCCACCGCCCCCUUUGGGUUUUAUUUACCCACGAGCUGCGCCAGGGGAACUAAAGUUAUCCCUCUAUUUCAGGGUCGGCCUAUCAGUCCCUCCCUGAAACCCUAUGCCUAAAUAUAGUGUCAAAAUAUCAAACUCACAAUGUCAAAGGGGGGUUCUCAGCGGACUGGUGAUGGCAAGACGGUCGUCCUUCAACAUGGGAAUGGGUCGGAUGGGAAGGACGUCUUCAUUUUAUACACAUUUCUGCUCCUCUUCCCCAAAGCUCGAAAUUCCUUACCUUAUGUAUUGAAAAAAAUUAAGCGAUACCUUCACAAGUACUAGACAUCGAUUAGAAUCGAGAUAGAAAUUAACCGUUGCCGGUUCAUCUCGGGGGGGGGGGGGGGGAGAGACGCUGUGGCAGAGACUGUAGUGUGAUCCAAAUAUAUCAAGAAUGUACUAGACAUGAACAUAGUAUCAUGGCAAGAUAAAUCCAUGUGCGCAGACACAAUAUUUGUAUAUUCAUGGAAAGUAGGUGUAGUGCACAUGUACACGUGAUUGUGUUUUUA